This is a messenger RNA of Fusarium coffeatum, 1026 nucleotides long. RefSeq lists its product as uncharacterized. Lineage: Eukaryota; Fungi; Ascomycota; Sordariomycetes; Hypocreales; Nectriaceae. The transcript is spliced from 4 exons. The coding region runs from base 1 to 1026 and encodes 341 amino acids. The record is from RefSeq and is a predicted model, not a curated record. Gene Ontology annotation, molecular function: zinc ion binding; histone methyltransferase activity; protein binding. Gene Ontology annotation, cellular component: nucleus.
AUGUCUAAAAUGCAAAAGGCGACAGAACGCCAUUUUUAUUAUCACGGGAAGGAGGGCUACGAAGCAGAGCGCAAUAAUUGUCACUGGUGUCAAAUACGCUCUUUACCAACUCAUUCUACUCUGCCAGUCACGGUAGUCAACGAACAAGACUCCGAGGUUCUGCCAGAUGACUUCCGCUUCAUAAAAAAUGUGGUGCUCGGUGAAGGGGUUGAACGAGCUGGGGAUAGUUUCCGCAGUGGCUGCUCCUGUGCCCAUGACGACGAGUGUCAGUUCACAAGCUGCCAUUGUCUGGCCGAUCUAGAUGAUGAGGAAUCUAGCGAUGAAGAAGGUGACCCCUUUGGAGACCGUAUCGACGAAAUGAACAUAGACAAGCCUCGCAAGAAAGCCUACGCCUAUCACGCACACGGAGCCAAAGCUGGUCUUCUGCGAUCCAGAUUCCAUACCUCCAAGAUGCCCAUAUAUGAAUGCCACCAGAGCUGUUCUUGCUCCAUAAACUGCCCCAACCGUGUCGUCGAGCGUGGUCGAACGAUCCCCUUGGAGAUCUUCCGGACCGAAGACCGGGGAUGGGGUGUGAGAUCACCUGUGCCCAUUAAAAAAGGACAGUUCGUCGACAGAUAUCUGGGCGAGAUAAUCACGUCGACAGAAGCAGACCGUCGACGCAGCGAAUCAGCCAUCUCGCAACGCAAGGACGUUUAUCUAUUCGCUCUCGAUAAAUUUACCGACCCGGACUCACUCGACACCAGACUCAAGGGUCCAUCACUUGAAGUUGAUGGCGAGUUCAUGUCUGGACCAACGCGCUUUGUCAACCACUCUUGCGAACCCAACAUGCGCAUCUUUGCGCGUGUUGGUGACCAUGCUGAUAAACAUAUUCAUGAUCUUGCCCUGUUUGCAAUCAAGGAAAUUCCGAGGGGUGAAGAGCUCACCUUUGACUACGUCGAUGGGGUUUCGUACGAGAGCGAGGAACCAGGGGAAAAAUCACACAUGACCCCUUGUUUAUGUGGAAAAGUCGCUUUGUUACCACCUUGA